Messenger RNA from Sodiomyces alkalinus F11, 1198 nucleotides. Its product is annotated as MAS1 protein. Bases 335 to 1198 code for a protein of 287 amino acids. The record is from RefSeq and is a predicted model, not a curated record. NCBI's taxonomy places the organism in Eukaryota, Fungi, Ascomycota, Sordariomycetes, Glomerellales, Plectosphaerellaceae. The transcript is spliced from 3 exons.
AAACCCACCACCUACCCAUUCACCUCAGGACGGAUAUAGGUAUUCGAGCAACUGGUGACCCUGGCAUGGCCAUGGCCAUGGUAUAAUCAUCUAUAAAAGUUGAUCUCCCAACCCUCCGUUGAACCCUCUCCUCCUAUUCUACACACAUCAUUCCAAUGACCACACUUCACACUUGUCCUUCCCCCUUUUGUUUCUCUUUGUAAUUUUUUCUUCUCUUUACUUUCGAUUCUUGGCCCUGGAGGCACGUUGAGUACAUAUAACUUGCACUUGAUUUCAAUUCUUACUCUUCAGCAUUCCCAUUCUGUCACCCAUUUCCUACCCGUCCUCCAACAAAAUGCGUUCCUCUCAGGCUCUUCUUGUUACUGCUCUGGCCGCUAGCGUCAAUGCCCAUGGCCUAGUUGUAUCCAUCCAGGGUGCCAACGGCGUCACCAUGCCAGGUCUGUCUGUUGCCGACGGCACCCCCCGUGACUGCAGCUCUAAUGGCUGCGGCUCUCAAGCCGACACCGCCAUCAUCCGCGACAGCGAUAUCUCCUCAGGCCGGGCCGGCCCACUUGGUCGAACUCAGGGCAACGGCCCCAUCAGUGCCGAGACCAUGAUUCGCAACUUCAUGGGCCGCGGCACGGCCCCAACCAACAACGGCGCCAGCGACUCCGUCGGCGUGGAGGACGACAUCCCCAUUGCCAGCCGCGGUGGCAGCCGUCUCGGCGGUCUCUUCGGCGGCGGCGGCGGCGGCAGCGGCACCUCCGCCAACGGGCCCCCCGAGAGCAGCGUCGCCGCCUCCUCCGGCCAAGGCGCCUCCCGCGGUCUGCCGACCGCCUCGGACUCCGGUCUCGUGACCAUGACGUUCCGCCAAAUCAACCAGGACGGCGCGGGGCCCCUGACGGCCGACAUUGACGGCACGUCGGGCGGCACCGAGGAGAGCGCCUUCCAGCGCGCCGAGAUCGUGACCGACGUGCCCGGCUUCUUCGGCGGCCUUUCCCUCGCCACCAACACCGAGUUCCCGCUCGAGGUCCAGAUGCCGCCCGGCAUGACCUGCGAUGCCUCCGUCGGCGGCGCCGAUAACGUCUGCAUCGUCCGUGUUCGCAACUCCGCUAUUGCUGGGCCCUUUGGCGGCUCUGCUGCUUUCACGCAGUCUCCCGAGGCCCGCAAGCGCGCUCUGGCUUUCCGGCUGAAGAAGCGCAUGGAGAUCCGGGUCUGA